Messenger RNA from Ictalurus furcatus (blue catfish), 2538 nucleotides. RefSeq names its product bloodthirsty-related gene family, member 1 (gene btr01). NCBI's taxonomy places the organism in Eukaryota, Metazoa, Chordata, Actinopteri, Siluriformes, Ictaluridae. Gene Ontology annotation, molecular function: zinc ion binding; protein binding. Bases 565 to 2322 code for a protein of 585 amino acids. The record is from RefSeq and is a predicted model, not a curated record. The transcript has 8 exons.
AGAGAUAGUGUGAGAGAGAGACAGAGAGGGAGAGAGAGAGAGAGAGAGGGAGAGAGGGAGAGAGAGAGAGAGAGAAAGAAAGGGAGAGAGAGUGUGAGAGAGAGACAGAGAGGGAGAGAGAGAGGGAGAGGGGUGUUUUUAAAGUAUUUAUGAAUGGUUAUACCUGUAUAACCUGUUGGACUGGUUAUCAGGUGUCUUCAUGUUUUUGUGUGUGUGUGUGUGUGUGUGUGUGUGUGUGUGUGUGUGUGUGGAGGUAUGCAGUCGCACCCUCCCUCCUGAGUUCAUUACUAAAGUUUUUUAGCCAUCAGCAGAGGAAAAAGGACGAGUGUGAAAGGGUCAGAGCGACAGUCGAGCCUCCAUGUAACUUCUUAAAUUGUGAGAAACUGAAAAGAGAAAAUAAGGAAAAAAGACAAAAAAAGGAGGAAAAAAAUUCUAAUUGUAGACAGUAUACGAGUGUAAAGAGCCCUGAAGCAGAGCAGCAGUGAAGCAAUAUUAGACAUCUAAAAUCUGAUAGAGAACCAAAAAACCUCACAGACAUCAAGUUUCAACAAGUCUCUUCCGUUGAUGUCCAUCCAGACCAUGUCCAUUCCUGUGGACUUCCUAUCUGAGGAGCAGUUCUCCUGCUCCAUUUGCCUGGACGUCUUCACCAACCCCGUAUCCACACCAUGUGGCCACAGCUUCUGCCUGUCCUGCAUCACGUCGUACUGGGACAACCAGGGCAAGGCCUGCAUCUGUCCGCUGUGCAAGGAGAGCUUCCGCAAGCGCCCAGAGCUCCACAUCAAUCACACCCUCAAGGAGAUCACAGAGCAGUUCAAGCGCAUGGCUGAUACCUCUGGAAGCCCUGAGAUCUCCACCAGUACCCAAGCUGCAAGCUCUCACUCUCCUCGCAUCUCGGACCGAAAGAUCAGCGGGUCACCUCGACCUGGAGAGCUGCCCGGAGGACUGUUGAAGGAAAUGAAGAGCAGGUUUCAUAGGACAUCGUCCAGCGGGAAUUUGUUGGAAGAGUCGUCACCAUCUUCACCACCGCCUCCAUAUGAAGCCAGCAGGAGGAGGUUCAGCGCCAGCGGUUUCGGUUCAGCGAGCGCAAGCAGACCACAGUGUAGCAAGCACGGACUUUGCCUGGAUAUGUUCUGCAGGGACGACCAGACGUGUGUUUGUGCGAUGUGUGCCGAGGGCGACCAUCAUGGCCACUCGGUGGUGCCGGCCCGGCGGGAGAUGACCGUGAAGAAGUCUCAGUUGGGGAUCAUGGAGGCGGAGUUGCAGAGUUUAAUCAUGGCCAGAGAGAAGAAGAUUGAGGACAUUCAAAUUUCGCUUGUUAACAUUCAAGAAAACGCACAGCAGGAGGCGGAGAUCACGGUGAGCAUGUUCCGUGCCUUGAUCGGUUCCUUGGAGAGAUCUCAGGCCGAGGUGUUGGAGGUAGUGGAGAUGGGCCGUGCUGCUGCAGAACUUCGCUCACAGGCCCUCAUCCGGGACCUUCAGCUGGAGAUCACCGAACUGAGGAAGAGGAUCAGCACGCUGUCUCAGCUCUGUCAGUCCAACGACUACUUCAGCUUCUUCAAGACGUAUCCGUCCCUCUCUGCGGUUCCUCCGAUGAAGAGCUGGACAGAAGUGACUUUGAGCGCCGACCCCACGGCCGGAGUGGUUCUGAAAAACGUCACUGAAAUGAUGGAGAAAGUCCAGGACCAGCUGAGGAAGCUGCCGCAGAGCUGUUUACAUUCAGCGAUGGAAUCACCUGUAAAACAACAACCACGACUUUGUAAAAUACAGGACUAUGCAUUGGACGUUACUCUGGACCGAGACUCUGCUCACCCUAGACUGAUGAUCUCUGAGGACUGUAAGCAGGUGUACUGCACUGACCACUAUCAGGCCGUGAUGGACGUGCCUGAACGCUUCGACCGCGUGGUCUGUGUGCUCGGCUGCCAAGGCUUCAGCUCAGGCCGCCAUUACUGGGAGGUCCACGUGGGUGAGAAGACGGACUGGGACCUGGGUGUGGUCAAUCGCUCGAUCAAACGCAAGGGGAAGAUCUCGAUCAGUCCGACUAACGGCUACUGGCUCCUGAGUCUACGAGACCAGCAUGAAUACGCCUUCCGUGCCAAUCCGUCGAUGCCCAUUUACCUAAACCCCAAACCUCAGAAGGUUGGGAUUUUCAUUGACUAUGAAAAAGGACAAGUGUCUUUUUAUAACGCUGACACCAUGGCACUUAUUUUCACAAAUGUCUAUUUCUUUACUGAAACCUUAUAUCCGUGCUUCAGUCCUUGCACCAACAAAUCCGGGAAAAACGAGGCUCCUCUUGUCAUUUGUCCCAUCAUUCUGUCUGAGUGAAAAGCGCUGAUCAACACAUUUUAAUCUUUUACAAUUUGCAAGCGUAAUCGUCUAUAAUGAUAGUGAUAGUGAAAUGAGCUGCGAGUUGAUUUUAAAUGAAGCGUAUAGACUGCUGCAGGGAUGAGGAAUUUUUGUAGGCCAACCCAGAAGUUAGCAUCACCCUGGUUCCCUCGACAAAAAGCUAAUAGGAUUUUUCCAUUGGCUUUUGGAUUAUUA